This is a messenger RNA of Beta vulgaris subsp. vulgaris (sugar beet), 1221 nucleotides long. RefSeq names its product glucosamine 6-phosphate N-acetyltransferase. Gene Ontology annotation, cellular component: endoplasmic reticulum; endoplasmic reticulum-Golgi intermediate compartment; Golgi apparatus. Gene Ontology annotation, molecular function: glucosamine 6-phosphate N-acetyltransferase activity; monosaccharide binding. The record is from RefSeq and is a predicted model, not a curated record. Gene Ontology annotation, biological process: UDP-N-acetylglucosamine biosynthetic process. The transcript has 2 exons. Lineage: Eukaryota; Viridiplantae; Streptophyta; Magnoliopsida; Caryophyllales; Amaranthaceae. The coding region runs from base 465 to 935 and encodes 156 amino acids.
AAAUAUACAAAAUAUAGGGGCCCAAAUUUUGGCUUAAAUAAUUUUAAAUUGGGCCCAAAAUUACCUUUAGUUAAUCCGUCUAUUCACCUUCACUACCUGGAAUAACGCUGGCUUCAAUUUCCCAAAACUCCAUUAAUGAAUCAUUGAAUUCUCCCAAACUCAUCCUCUCUGCCUCUUUAAUUUCUACUCCAAUUUUUAGCAACUUUCAAUUUGGCAAUUUCCAAAACUUGAGCAAUCGAACUCCAUUGUGAAUCCUCCUGUUCUCCAUAUCUUUCUAUUCUACAAAAAUUUCAGAUCUUUCUCCAUUACUCUAUAAAGUUAGGUUUAUUGGGUUCUGAAUUAUCUUUGAAUUUGGGGAAAUUUUCCCAAUUUUUCGGAUUAACAUUAAAUUAGAAACAUAGUCUCCAGAAGUGGGUUCUUGAGUGGCGAAGAAAAAUUAUAGUCUGAAUUCAUCAGAAAAGGAUAUGCUAGCUGACGAUUCCAACAAUGACGAGAAGUGCAGAACUAGAAGGCUAGAGAUCACUGACAAAAACAAGGGUUUUAUAGAGCUGCUGCGUCAGCUGACAGUUUGUGACUCAGUCUCAGACAAGGAAUUUGAGGAUAGAUUCCGAGAGCUUGCCUGCGAGGGGGAUGACCAUGUUAUCUGUGUAGUAGAAGAGAACGAGACAGGAAAGAUUAUAGCAACCGGAAGUGUAUUUAUCGAGAAGAAAUUUAUCAGGAAGUGUGGUAAGGUUGGCCAUAUCGAAGAUGUGGUUGUGGAUGCUAAUGCACGAGGGAUGCAGUUGGGUAAGAAAAUUAUAGAGUUCCUCACUGAACAUGCACGGUCAAUGGGAUGCUACAAGGUUAUUCUUGACUGUUCAGCUGAGAACAGAGUGUUCUAUGAGAAGUGUGGAUUCAAGGAGAAGGAAAUUCAGAUGGUCAAGUAUUUCCCUUAGUGUGAGGAUCCUUGCAAUAGCAUGCUUCUGGCAUAUUUGUAUGAUUUAGUUGUAAUUUAAUGGCAGAGUUCACUAUGUUUUUUUUAGUGUAAAGAGAGCGACAAGGGCAAAUGAUAUAGAGGGGAUUCGAUCUGAAAUCUUGGGCACCACAGAGUUUCACUACACUAUGUCAACAGGUUGUACUUCACCUAUUGGAAGGGAGAUUUCAUGAUCACAACUUUUUGGUAUGUUUAAAUGCUAAAGAUCAAAGUUGGAUUAAGUUUACUCGAUUAUAUUUUGUAGAGAA